AUACUCUCUUUUUUUUUCCCUCCUUCUUUAUUCUAUAUCCUUUUUCAAUGCUGAUAAUUGAAACUUCUCUUUUCUCUUUUCUCUCUCUCUCACUAUCCCUACAGUCACGCCCACACUCGCAUAUUUCCACCGUAACUCAAGCCAACCUUCACUAUCAGUCCAGUCAACUGUUAUCUUGAAGCUAAGCCCCUGUCUCCGAGGCUCCGUUACUUUGAUAAUAGUAGUUGCAGCAUUCCGCCCAUAUUUUCUUCCUCUUCCCUCCUCUCCAACCGCCAGCGAAGCAUUCGAUGUUAUUACUUCUUCGCUGUUGCCGUGUUCACUGAUUUUCAUUUCCCAUUCAAAGUAGCAUGGCACUACCAGUUUGCAGAAAACGACAGCUGUCUCCUUACGACACGAUAUAUCUCUAAAGAAAAAGGAAAUUAUUCAUAUUUGGCUCGGGCACCUGCCUGAGCUGUCCCAACUUGGCCGAGCUAACUUCACAACUAAUAUACACCCAGUGACAUAAGUGUUGUUGUCUCUGUCGACACAAAAACCACCCAACAGAAGUAUGGCAGCAAUUCACGAGGGACCCGAAUAUGGAAUCGGGGAUUUUGUUUUACUAUCCGACCUCACGUUGGAUAGCUUUAUGGACAAUUUAAAAACUAGGUUUCAGAAAAAUCGAGUUUAUACUUACAUUGGUGAAGUGGUUGUUUCAUUGAAUCCUUACAAAUCCAUGGAAAUCUAUGGAGAAAGCUAUAUAUCAGAGUACAAAGGCAGAGAGCUAUAUGAGCGUCCACCCCAUAUAUUCGCCCUUGCAGACAGUGCUUAUAAAACGAUGAAACGCACAAACAAAGAUACUUGCAUUGUGAUAUCAGGGGAAAGUGGAUCUGGGAAGACUGAAGCCUCAAAGAUUAUUAUGAGAUAUAUUGCAGCUGUAACAAACAUUAGCGGGCAACAAGAAGUGGAACGGGUCAAAGACAUCUUAAUUAAAUCUAAUUGCAUUCUUGAAGCCUUUGGCAAUGCCAAAACGAAUCGUAACGAUAAUUCUAGUCGGUUUGGAAAAUAUAUGGACAUAAAUUUUAACUUCAAAGGAGACCCUAUCGGAGGCCAUAUUCAGAACUACCUGUUGGAGAAGUCACGGGUGGUUUAUCAACAAGGAGGAGAAAGAAAUUUUCAUGCUUUUUAUCAGCUUUUGUUUGGUGCAUCUGAAGGCAAACUGAAAGAACUCGGUCUUGAGAGGAAUGCGGCUCACUACCAUUAUAUUAACCAAGGAGGAGAACAGAAAGUGAACUCAGUAAAUGAUCGCAAGGAUUACCGGACUGUCAUGGAAGCUAUGAAAGCUUUAUCUUUUAAUUUUAAACACGUGGAAACCAUUUGGAAGAUUGCUACUGCCAUUCUUCUUCUGGGAAACAUUGAUUUUGAAGUUAAUGAAGAAGUCCUUGGCAUAUCUUCUAACUCCAACCUCUCUACAAUUGCUUCUUUGUUGUCUAUUAAUGUUGAAGACUUAGAAACUACUUUGUGCUCACGUGUUGUGGCAGCCGGUGGGGAUGUUGUGCGAAAAGAAUUCACUAUAUCAGAUGCAUUCUAUACACGUGAUGCUCUGGCGAAGGCCACAUAUGACCGGAUGUUUACUUGGAUUGUUGACCGGAUCAAUGAAGCUAUUGAUGUGAACGCUACCGGGUUUUCUUCCUCUGGAAAACAAACUGUCAUUGGAGUACUUGAUAUAUAUGGCUUUGAGAUUUUUGAAAAUAAUAGUUUUGAGCAAUUUUGCAUUAAUUAUUGUAAUGAGAAAUUGCAACAGUUGUUUAUUGAGUUGGUUUUGAAACAAGAACAAGAUGAAUACAACAGCGAAGGAAUUGAGUGGGUCCAUGUAGACUAUUUCAACAACAAAAUAAUCUGUGAUUUGGUUGAACAAUCCCAUAAAGGAAUAUUGGCUUUAUUGGAUGAAGCUUGUCUCACCCCAGGGAAAAUGACUGAUGCGAAAUUCUUAGAAGAACUUUCCAAAACCCUCAAUAAACACAAACAUUUCACUUGUCGUGCUUUGUCACCAGCAGAUAAAGGCAUGGAACAUGGCCGAGAUUUUCGGAUAAAACAUUAUGCAGGAGAUGUGACAUACAAUGUCAAUGGAUUUUUGGAUAAAAAUAAAGACACUCUCUACCAAGAUAUUAAAAGAAUGCUUUUUAAUAGCAAAGACGAAUUACUAAAACUUAUGUGGCCAGAUGGCAGCCUUAAAAUAUCUGAGACCACAAAACGUCCCCCGACUGCUGGUACCAACUUCAAAAACUCAAUAAUUGCACUUGUAGCCAAUUUGGCAAGCAAAGAACCCCAUUAUGUGCGAUGCAUCAAGCCAAAUGAUAUCAAAUCUCCCGUACACUUUGACGAUGAAAGAAUCCGUCAUCAAGUGAUGUAUCUUGGAUUAAUGGAAAAUGUCAGAGUCCGCAGAGCUGGUUUUGCCUUUAGAUCAACAUAUACCAGAUUUCUUAGUAGAUAUAAAUGUAUUUGCUCAGCAACCUGGCCCAACUAUAAUGGUGCAGUGAAACAAGGGGUUAAGGAAAUCGUUACAGAACAUAAUUUCAGUCCAGAAGUGGAAUAUGGCAAAACAAAGAUUUUUAUACGUUCACCCAAAAUACUUUUCUAUUUAGAGGAAUCAAGAGAGAAAGUUAUACCGUCUCUGGUCCUCAUUCUUCAGAAGAUGUGGCGUGGUACUUUAGCCCGUAGAUAUGUGAAUCGGCUACGAGCUGUGUAUGCAAUCAGAAAUGCUUAUAGGAAAUACCGUAUUCACCGUUUCUUCAAUGAAAUGCAGCAUUUGUUCAGGAAUGUAAAAAAGAGAAAGAAUUAUGGAAAGAAUCUAACUUGGCCGAACUAUCCUGUUGUCAUAAAAGACUUUAUGCCUAUUUUAACAUUGGCUUAUCAUCGAUGGUGGGCAUGGAUGAAGAUAGAAACCAUACCCAAGGAUGAACGGACAAUGUUUCACAUGAAAAUACUGACAGCAGAAAUGUUGAAAGGGCAACGGCCAGAAUGGGGUUUAAAACGAAAAUGGGAAGGCAACUAUCUCCUUCAGUGUAAGGAAAACACAAAUACUGCUGAUUAUGUUUCUCGAAUGAACAGUUUAAAAAAGAAAGAUGGUUAUUCAGCUGUUUUAUUUGCUUCUUUUGUUAGAAAGAUUAAUAAGAACAACAAGUCAUCUGAAAGAGCCGUGGCCAUCACUGACAGACAUUUUUACAAGUUUGAUCACAAAAAGAAAUUUAAAUUAAUGAAAUCUGGAAUUCCAUUUGUUAAUCUAACUGGUCUGAGCGUGUCACCAGAUACAGACCAACUUAUUAUAUUCCACAUGAAGGAUGGCAAUGAUCUUGUUGUAAGCCUUCAACAUCCAGGCCAAGAAGACAGAGUUGGAGAAGUGAUUGGUGCUAUUUGCAAGAACUGGCAUCGCAUAACCAAACAAGAUUUAAAAAUCUUUGUUGGGAAGAAUUUGAAAUGCAUGCUGGGAGAUAAACAGCGCAAUAUCCGUGUGCAUUUCUCUGCUGAUUAUAUCAACCGUGAACCAGAGUUUCGUAAAGAAAAUGGUAAUAUGACACUAAUGUGGCCUGCCAAUGCGAAUAAGAUGCUGUUUAAUAAUUCCUAACUAUUACUGACUUUUAUUGGAAUCUUGGAUUUGCUGCUGUUUGGCUGUCAAAUUGUUGCCAUGGUUACAUACAACAUAUAAAAAUUAAUCAUUCCACCCCAACCACUACUUGGUUCUUCACAUACUUUUUUCAUUUUUUUUUUUUUUGACAAUAGAAAAUAGUUUCUCAUAAAUCCAAAUAUUCUGAUGAGAAUUGCAAUUCUACAAAUUAAAGAGCAACGAAUUUUGUUUAAAAAAAACAAUGACCUGUUAAGUCUUUCAUAGUUUCACCUCAUGAUGAAACAUUCAUACACACACACACACUUAUAUAUAUAUAUAUAUAUAUAUAUAUAUAUAUUGUUGAUAAUGGAGAUAUAUAUAUAUAUAUAUAUAUUUAAUGAUGGGCAUUUAAUCCAUAAUCAUUACUCUAACAAAAUAUAUCUUGUUUCACGUAUGGCUCUUCAGGUGAAACCAAAUAUAUUUUGCUCGAUGAAUGAUGAUAAAUUAAAUGUUUAUUUCCUCUCAGAUGUAUCUUUGAGUCCUUUAUUCUAAGUGGCCGUCAGAACUCUCCAUGUAGAAAGUGAAAGAGGAAAUUACUGCAUAUAAACAAAUCAUAUUUAAUCACCGUUAUGGCAAGUUAUAUUAGUUAUCAUUUCACUAGUGUAGCUAGAGUGGCUGUCACCCCUGAGCCCCACAAAAAACAUAUAUUGCCUACAGCAGACCCAAAAGGGGUGCUGCCCAGGAUGGACUGUCCUCCUCUCUGCCCUACCCCUCUCUAGUUGCACUAAUGCACUAUAUGGCAUAUUUCAUUUAUAUUUGAACAGUACACAUAUUCUCUGUGUCUCAGGUAAUAUAAGUUCAAGAAAUUCAAGGCUUGGUAUAUAUAUAUAUAUAUAUAUAUAUAUAUUCAGCUUGUCUGUUGCAAACGAUAUAUAUAUAUAUAUAGAAAGGUUUUAUUAUGGAUUAGGACACCAUUUUCUCACUGAGCUCAAAACUAUAUAAACAAGAGUUUUCAACAAAAACGAUGUAAAUAUUAACUCCAGCUGCACAAUUGAUAUAGUUAACUGCUGCACUCAUCAAGUCUAAGUUACCAUCCAAAUCUAGCACUACAAUAUUUUGUCCAUUUAAUGAUAAAUAUAUCACUAUGACUCUAAUGCAUCAAUCUAGAAUUCUAUUAACAUUGAAAAACAAAGAAUAACACUCAUUGAGCAUGUUGAAAAAAUACAUAAUAAAAUAAAAAUAAAUGAAAUACUACAUAUCCAGAAAUUGAUCUAUUAUUGAAUUCCGUUUACUUAUAUCAAAAGGCCAAUAAAAUGCCUUCUCUGUCUUGCAGAAAAGUAUGAUAUUCUUACACAACCUAUUAAUAAGCUCUAUCGAAAGACAGUACAGAAAUGCUGUCAUGAUAAUAACUGCUAAAAUUAUUAUAAUAAUUUAUUAUAGCUGCAAUGAUGAUACUUCACUACUUGACUGAUUGUGUGGUAAUAGCAACAGAUUACGUAUCAGCAGUACCAUUCCAACCCAAAUGAUCAUCAAUCAGAUUAAUCAUGUCAAAUUGACUGAUUGGAUUAAAGCUGGAAAGAAUGCAGCUCAUACAUUCAUUAUAAAUUCAAAUUUAAGAAUAUUUGAUAAACUGAUAGGUUGACUAAUAUUAGUGAGAGUAAAGCUUUGAAUAGAUGAAUUCUAUUAUGUGUAAUCAACGUUCUUUAUCUUGUACUUGUCUACCCAACACACACACACACACACAUACACACACAAAGUAGUAAUAGUGGGUGUAUAUAGCUUGAACAAAGAAGUGUACACCUGAAAAUCAUUUCUAAUGAGAAAUUAAACGUUU
Messenger RNA from Octopus sinensis (East Asian common octopus), 5414 nucleotides. RefSeq names its product unconventional myosin-Id. Gene Ontology annotation, biological process: vesicle transport along actin filament; actin filament organization. The record is from RefSeq and is a predicted model, not a curated record. Gene Ontology annotation, molecular function: microfilament motor activity; ATP binding; actin filament binding. The coding region runs from base 548 to 3601 and encodes 1017 amino acids. Lineage: Eukaryota; Metazoa; Mollusca; Cephalopoda; Octopoda; Octopodidae. The transcript has 24 exons. Gene Ontology annotation, cellular component: plasma membrane; microvillus; vesicle.